Molecule: messenger RNA, 4317 nt
Organism: Leishmania braziliensis MHOM/BR/75/M2904
Lineage: Eukaryota; Euglenozoa; Kinetoplastea; Trypanosomatida; Trypanosomatidae
Product: putative mitochondrial DNA polymerase beta-PAK
Exons: 1
Coding region: 1-4317 (1438 amino acids)
Biological process (GO): double-strand break repair via nonhomologous end joining
Cellular component (GO): nucleus
Molecular function (GO): DNA binding; DNA-directed DNA polymerase activity
Source: RefSeq, a predicted model, not a curated record
AUGCAGUCUGCUUCGUCGGCGGUAACGGCGUCGCUGACAGCGCAGCGGCGCGGCGUUUCGAGCACAACGAGCGCAUCAGCUGAUGCAGCUGCUACCGCCGCUUCUGCUGUUGCUGCUGUGGCCGCUUUGUCAACAGGGACGAAGCUGCGUCAUCGACGUGGCGCUCAUCGCAAGCGCGGCCGUGUCUCGGCGACGGCAGGGGUCACGCUGCCCCCCGAUGUGCAGCUCGGGGAUGGUAAGAGUGGCACCUGUGCUGUCGCCAUCGAUCCUGUUGUGUCGACGACUGUGUUGGUCAACCCAUCAAAGGUAUCCAGCGAGCCGCUCAGCCAACGGGCAGUCAAGAGCAGCGGCUUGGCGGCUAGGGGCGCAUGCGCGCGCACAUUAGGCGACGUCGCAGGCGAGGCUGAGUCACCGGUGGUCACUACUGCCGCAUACCUCAACGGGCUUGGCACAUCGGCUGAGAAACCUAUGGCGUGCCCUCCGUCAGCUGGCGAGGCCGAUGCUGCUGAGCCGGCGCUCGUGGCAUCCGUGGCGGCUACCGAUGCCGCCGAGAUGGCCGCGCCUCGUCGCAAAGGGAGAGGCCGCAAACCACAGCGGGGCGCCAACGGAGGCCGCACAGCGGUGGAGGCGGCGACAGAGGCGACUGUGGAAUCCCUCGCUGUUGCUGCUCCUGCUGCCGCCUCUAGCCCUGCCGUUGCGGCACCAUUGGUAGAGGUGUCAGCGGAGGCCAUUGCAAUGGCCGCUGCGGUCUCGCACGUAAAGCCGUCGCGAGGCCUAACGAAAAGGCGCUUGAGACGCAGGGAGCCUGGAGCCGCCCCUGCCGCCUCAGCUGGCGACGUGGAGGCGAAUGAGGUGAAGACUGCCGGCGUCGCAGUGGUGCCGUCUGCCACUGUCGGCCCUAAUCGUGCCCCUUCCGUGACAGCAGACGUGGGUGAAGGGAAGGGCGGCACGCCCGUCGCGGAGUCGGUAAGUGCCGCAGCACCGCCUCUGCCCCCGCAACAUAUGGACGCCACUUGUCGUGCUGUUACACCCGACGCCGACGCAGUUGAAGGAGGCGUGAGCAGCCGUAGCAGCAGCAGGCGACGUAUAGGUCGACAGAGGAGACAGAAAUCUGUCGGGGAGUCGGUGAGUGCGAAGGGCACAGAAGCCCUUCAGAGCAAUGACGAGGUCAGUCGCGCUGCUGACGUGGAUGGUGACCGAAAUCACACGAGCGAGGACGGCAGUGCCCGUCAAAGUGGCCGACGGCAGCGAUCCAGCUCGCGCACCCGCGGUGGCAAGCGCCUGCGUGCUACAUCACCGACAGCUGACAUCGGGGCUGUAGGAAAAGGCGCCAUCGCUGCUGCCGUGGCCAAAUCGGCCGCCGAGGGCGUGAAGGGCACCGCAGAGCAAGCGCCAGUGACCGGCGGAGCGACAGCAGGAGGAGCGACGUUGGCGUCCUUCUCGCUUCUCACCACGGCAACGCCCCCCCAGCCUGCGAGCAAGACCACCACCACCAGCCUCACGACGGUGGAUACGAAGGCACCAGCUGCUUUCACCGCGGAGCUGGGGUCGUCGGAGUCGAAGACGGGAGCCGACGUCGAGCUUUCAGCAGAGGCCGUCGGGACCACUGCCGCCUCUUGCGCGUCCAGGGGCAAUAGGCGGCCUCGAGGCAAUCGGAUGAAAGGGAGGCAUCUUGUCUCUGCUGCCGUCACGGAUGGCAGCGGCGACACCGCCACUGCCGCUGCCGGACCCGCCGCGACGGCGGCAGUGGAGAAUGGGGAGACGGCAACGACACCGCCGUCUGCAGCCACUGUCUCGUCUGCGUCGGUGGACUCCUUCAAGAAACUCUUCGCCACUGUCGACGUGGCAGCCGUUGAGGCCGCGAAGGGGCUCUCCUCUCUCGCCGCAAAAAAGCGUCUGGCUGCACAGAUCAUUCGCCGUCGCUGGCAGCUGCAGCGAGGGCUCAAGUUGUCCCCACAAACCCUCCCAUCCACCACCACAUCAACAGCCGACGAGGCAAGCACUACGGCAAUCUCAGCUGCGGCGAAGGAUGACGAGGUGGCAGCAGCCGAAGCAGCGGCACCUACGUCGUCCGCACCUUCUUCGUCGCCGUCCUCGCGCCGACGCCUGAAGCGAGGAAAGAAGUCAGCUUUGACUGAAGCGGCUGUGCUGUCACUAACGGCAGCUGAGUUGCUACCGGAAAAGCCGGCGCGGGGCGGCGAGGCACCCGCUGCAGGUGGAGUCAAGCCGAAGAGCCGUACCACUAAAAGGGGUGGCAAGCUUGGUGGGUCGGCGGCGAAGAGGCAUGGCGCGGGCACGACUGCCAUAGCGGCAGCAGCGUCUGGUGCACCCGUGGCGGAACUGACCAAGGCUGCUGAGGUCGAAGAUGCUGUUCGUGACGCCGAGGCAGAGGCAGAUGUGGCGGCGGCAAUGGCAACCGCGGUGGAGUUGGCGUCAAGGCCGGAGGUCGUCAAUGACGAGUUCUCGCUAGCACCGCAGACAGACGACGGCGCCGUUGCUGAUACGACGUCGAUACCCCACUCUCUCGCUGCCCUCGUCCCCAGCCGUGCAUCGCAGAAGACGAAGUUUUAUGGUGCGGGAGACUUGAAGGUAACUUCAGGCGCAAAGGGCAGCAGCAGCGGUAGCACUGGCGGAUCGGGGAAUUGUGCUGGUGGCAGCAGCAGCAGCAGCAGCGGUAGCAGUGGCAAGGCUGGCAAAGGUGCGAACUCGAAGGACACGCUGUUCUUCCCCGACUACCGUGAGCGCGUCGUGCAGCUCUUUGAGCAACUUGCCCAGAUCAACAGUGCCCUUGGCGAGCGCUUUAAGUCGCAGUCGUACGGGCGCACGGUAGAGCAUUUAAAGCGUGGCGACAAGGUGUUUCAGCUGCUGCCGCCGAACCUGCUGCCGCUGCCAGAGGACGACCCGGAGAAGAAGGCGGCGGUUGAGGCGCUCUACAAGGACGACUCGGCGGCGCAGAGGAGGCGCGCUGAGGAGGUGGAGCGGAACCGGGCGAAACGCAGUCUCGUCCUUUCCCCUGAUAACCUCAUUCCAGGUCUGGGGACGAAGCUGCGGGAGAAAGUAAUCGAGAUCCUCGUGACAGGUGGCUUGGAGGAACUGCAUCGGCAGGAGGCAAAACCAAUCAUUCGCGCCAUCCGCGAGCUCACGCAGGUGCACGGCGUUGGCCCACGCACCGCCAUUGACUACUUUAAGAAGCACGACAUCAGCACCGUCGCGCAACUUCGCGACUACGCCAUCAAGGCAGGCGAGCUUGACAUGAACAACAAGGACAGCGGCAAGCCGUCAAAUCUGGUGGCCUGCUCUGACAAGUCCAAGUUCCACCUGAACGACGCGCAGCGGCUCGGGCUUGUCUACUACGAAGAUAUGUGCCACCGCAUCCCACACGACGAGGGCCGCCUACACGAGGCAUUCAUGAAGCUGCGCAUGCGCAAGUACCUUGGCAAGGACUACGAGCUCGUCGUAUGUGGCAGCUACCGGCGUCAAGUUGAAUCUGCUGGGGAUAUCGAUGUGCUCAUCACGCACAAGCGCAGCGCGGCGGAGGGCAGCAGCGGUGACAGUAGCAGCGGUGGUCGUCCGCUGUUACCACCGUCGGAGGUGCUUGGCACGUUUCUCGCUGGGCUCAAGGCGGACAAGUAUAUCGAGGCCACGCUGGCACAGGGGCCGACGAAGUUUAUGGGGCUGUGCCGCUUGCGCGCGGUGGAGAAUACGUCUGCAGCAGCUACUACCGGCAAGGGAAAGGCAGCGAAGGCAAAGAAUACAGCGCGGCCCAAGUUCCGCGCCCGCCGUCUUGAUGUCCGCUACGUGGACUCGGACGGCUUUCCGGCCGCGAUGCUGUACUUCACCGGGAGCAAAAACUUUAACGUCAUUAUGCGUAGUGAGGCCAUUAAGAAGCACUGCAUCCUCAACGAGUACGGCCUCUUCCGCAAGCCAACACGCAGGCAGAUGCAGCAGUACGGCGUUCUGCAGAGGAACCCGAACAUGACCUUCCAUGAUAUGGUUACCCGUCUCGCCCGCUUUGACCUCUCUGCCAUCAAAGGCGGCGAGGAUGAACUCACCAGCGAACCGUCUGCGGUGCCCGCUGAUGCUUCGACUGCUGCCGGGAGCGGUGCUGGCAGCAACGCAGACGGCGCGUCGGCAAAGGUGACGGCCGCGGCCAAGAAGGUCAAGGGGAAGGGGAGGGAGAAGACGAAGCAGGAGCUUGCCGAGCUGCGCGAGAUGGCGAGGAUUGUGGAGCGGCAGCGAGUGAAGGCGUCUACAGAGCGUGAAAUCUUCGAGGCGCUGGGCAUGGACUACGUCUCUCCAAAAGACCGCAGCGUGUGA